Molecule: messenger RNA, 1976 nt
Organism: Aspergillus calidoustus
Lineage: Eukaryota; Fungi; Ascomycota; Eurotiomycetes; Eurotiales; Aspergillaceae
Source: the annotation of a GenBank genome assembly
UAGAAAUUAGCCCAUCACUUCGAUGGAGUUAUUGUCCCUUUCCUACUUGAGCCUGCCAUUCCUCUUAUUUAUUCCUCCGACAACUGUCAGCUCCGAGAUCUUGGAUCAGAUCUUCUCUCAUAGCGUGCUCGAAGUGUGGAGCUGGAUCCAUUGCUCUCUGACUCGUCUCCCUGGUCAUCAUUACUUAUUGUCCUUUCCUGCUCUGGUGUCUGCAACACUAUACGUGCCUAUCAUUCUCGGCCACCCUUAGCCCCGUUCUCUUCCUCCGUAUAUCUACCCUGGGCGAACCUCAUUCUCGGGUCGCUCUUUUCUACAUCACCAACACAAACAAUCUAUACCUCACCACAUAGUCAACACAACCAACAAUCCUCACACACUACCAAUUCCAUUCUACUCGGCCAGUGUUUAAGCCUGCGUGCGCUAACGGCACUCCCCACAACAGUCAGACUCUCUCACUCUCGUCACAUCCAAAUCAAGCUGCGAUGGCUCCCACUCACCGUCGAGGACCCUGGGUACCUGAAGAGGACCAGUUGCUCCUCCAGUUGGUUCGCGAACAAGGCCCCAACAACUGGGUCCGCAUCUCACAACACAUGCACUACCGCUCUCCCAAGCAAUGCCGAGAGCGCUUCCACCAAAACCUUAAACCGUCAUUGAACCGCGAGCCCAUCUCCGCUGAAGAGGGCCUGAUGAUCGAGCGCAUGGUGAGCGAAAUGGGCAAGUGUUGGGCCGAAAUUGCACGCCGACUAGGGAACCGCAGCGACAACGCCGUCAAGAACUGGUGGAACGGAAGCAUGAACCGCAAGCGCAGAGGCCUGCACAGCUCAGGCUCAUCUCACUCCCGCACAUCCAACGGCCGCAUCGAGGCGCCUUAUGCUCGCGCCUCGGUCGCCAGCAGCCCUAUCCUUCGCCCUCGGUACUCCAUCUCCCACGACAGGCCUCUGAGUUCUUGGACGAAAUCGCCCGCUUCUUCCCGCAGAGAAUCCUGCUCCACAGCUUCAACAGACUACUCCCGGCACCUCACUCCCAUCUACACUCUUUCUUCUCUGAACCGACCCGUCGAAGCGCCCUUGACGUCGCCUGCAUUCUCGGAUACAUCCAACGCUCCGUCACUCGACCCACCUUCUAUGAUCUCGGAUCACAACUCUAUUUCUUCCGCAUCGCCACGAACUGUUGCCUCACCGCAGCUUCUACCCCUCCCAGUGGACUCCCGCCCACAAUACGAGCUACCCCGGCCACACACCUCGGAUGAUCUCUACUUCAACUACGGAGCCUCAAAGCCACGAUGGGCCGACCAGCCAUACUGGCUCACUGAGGCAUCACACUCGACCGAGCCGCGAAGAGACUCGCGAAUGGGGCUUGACAACCUUCUCAAUUGAACUGUCAUGAGCUGCACGGAAUGAUCACACGAAUCUCCUCUGUCCUACCAUUAUACCACCACUAUACCGCACCACACUUAUAUUAUACCUUAAUGCCGUGUAUUAUCUUAUUAUUAUGAUGUUCUGGCAGCGUCCAUCUUGUACAUGUCUAGGUCUGACCCCUUGUCACUCUUUCACUCCAGAAGAAUUUCCUUAUGUAUCUCUACUUUUCUCUUAUUUUGGAUGGCAAAAGCAUGGUUUGAAUUUCUUGGUUCUUUCGAGGCGCUGGAGUGUUUUUUAGAGAAGAGAGCAAAGGAGCGAUGAUGAUUCUCUCUAUUCGUUUGUCUGGGAUCUUGGGUUGCAUUGGGCUUGGAUUUAAUAAUACCCCAUGGUUUCUGCUGUUUCAUUAUUUUACUGUAAUACUCAUAAUACCCAUCUCUUUAAUGGCAUCGAAUAUCAUGAACUAACCAAUCCAUCCAUCUCUUCAAAUCCCUCCUAUAGUAGUAGCAGCUACAUUAUCCCACAACGGAGUACUCCGCUGGCUUUCAGCACUUCCAAAUAAUGGUAGUAUGGUAACACAAAUAGUGCAUAUACGAGGGGAUCUCGUUCUAGUCCCGGACG